This is a messenger RNA of Magnolia sinica, 2028 nucleotides long. Its product is annotated as dol-P-Man:Man(5)GlcNAc(2)-PP-Dol alpha-1,3-mannosyltransferase. NCBI's taxonomy places the organism in Eukaryota, Viridiplantae, Streptophyta, Magnoliopsida, Magnoliales, Magnoliaceae. The record is from RefSeq and is a predicted model, not a curated record. The transcript has 13 exons. Gene Ontology annotation, cellular component: endoplasmic reticulum. Bases 107 to 1405 code for a protein of 432 amino acids. Gene Ontology annotation, molecular function: dol-P-Man:Man(5)GlcNAc(2)-PP-Dol alpha-1,3-mannosyltransferase activity.
UGUCCAUCAAACGCGAAUACACGCACCCAGCAUCCGUCCUCCAUUCCCGUGCAGAUCCUUCUCCGCAGCAGUCUCUGCUGCUUUGGUUUGUCUCCCUCUUCAAUACAUGAGAGAGAGAGAGAGGGUGAUGGCGGCAAAACCAGCAACUACACCUUCCAUCGGCAACGGCUAUAAAAUUUCAAAAACAGCCUUAUUCGCUUCAACGCUGCUUGUUCUAGACGCCCUUCUCAUCUCUCUCAUCAUCGCAUACGUCCCAUAUACAAAGAUAGAUUGGGAUGCAUACAUGUCACAGGUGAGUGGGUUUCUUGAAGGAGAGAGGGAUUACGGGAAAUUGAAAGGAGAUACUGGGCCUUUGGUGUAUCCAGCUGGCUUUCUCUAUGUGUACUCAGCUAUUCAGUUUGUUACAGGAGGAGAGGUCUACCCAGCUCAGAUUCUUUUUGGAAUUCUGUACAUUGUAAAUCUGGGAAUCAUCUUGUUUAUCUACAUAAAGACCAAUGUGCUUCCAUGGUGGGCUCUUGUCUUGCUUUCUUUGUCAAAAAGAGUUCAUUCCAUCUUCGUGCUACGUCUCUUUAAUGACUGUUUUGCGAUGACACUGCUACAUGCUGCGCUGGCAUCUCUUCUUUAUCAAAGAUGGCAUCUGGCAUUGAUUAUUUUCAGUGGUGCUGUGUCAAUCAAGAUGAAUGUGCUCCUUUAUGCUCCACCACUAUUUCUACUCAUGUUGAAGGGCAUGAGUAUGGUUGGGGUGCUAUCGGCCUUGUCUGGUGCAGCAUUAGUGCAGAUCUUGUUGGGGUUGCCCUUUUUGUUAUCACAUCCAGUUGGAUACAUAUCAAGAGCCUUCAAUCUUGGGCGCGUCUUCAUCCACUUCUGGUCUGUUAACUUCAAGUUUGUUCCGGAAGCAGUUUUUGUCUCAAAGGCAUUUGCUACUACUUUGCUGGCUAUUCAUCUUGUACUGCUCGCAGUUUUUGCUCAUUAUAGGUGGUGCAAGCAUGAAGGGGGGCUUUUCAAUUUCUUGCGUUCUAAAUUUUCCCAUGAGAAACGUUCUUUCAAUCUUCAUCACUUCUUUAUUCACGAUUCAACCCACAAGACUCUCAGUAAAGCACAUAUUGCAACAGUUAUGUUUGCCGGGAACUUCAUUGGCAUCGUGUGUGCCCGAUCUCUGCAUUAUCAAUUCUACGUGUGGUAUUUCUACAGUCUGCCGUUUCUUUUGUGGAAGACGCCAUUUCCUACCCCGAUACGACUACUACUGUUUGGGGGGGUGGAAUUUUGCUGGAAUGUCUUUCCUUCAAACUUAUAUUCAUCUUCUUUAUUAUUUUGUAUCCAUCUAGCAAUCCUGUGGGGACUCUGGAUUGCCCCAUGUGAAUACCCCUCUGCAGGUGAAAAACCACAGCUAACAAAGGAGGAAUGACCUCUCUCUAGAUCAUAUACAUCAUAAUGAGGAAUUAUAGGAUCCUUGAUUGAGAUAGGCGUAGCAUACUCAGGUUUUGAAUCUUUACAAGUGGGACGCAUGGCUAAGUGAUCAAAGACCGUUGGCCUGUUCGGCCUUAAUGUGGAUGGUAAAUCUCCUCAAUAGGAUCGUAUAUAUUGUUUCAAUUCAUGGGCUUCAAAUAGAGGGUCCAGAAAAUAAAAUACUGAAAGGGCCUGCAUUCGAAGGGAAAAUAAAAGGUCCAAUGUUGAAUUUUUGGGUAUGGUGCAUCCACAGGCUCAUGUCCCAAUCAACUUUAAUUAUCAAUGAACUUUGGGUCCCACCUCUACAUUGAGUACACUGGAUACCCUUGGUGGCGGAUCAUAUGGUCUCUCUAUCAUCAGCAUGACGAUUGGCUAACGUCAUUCCAUGUAGCUGUUUAAGCAUGUAACCUUCCUCUUACAUUUUUUCCCCUUUUAAUCAGUGCUGUUAAAAUGACUGAAAUCUUGUAAUCUCUGAUUGGUGUGGUUUUUGAACUGUGGGCCACUUAUGGAAGGGCCCACUAGAUGGUUGGAACUGAUUCGCAUAUAACCCUGCCAUGUUUACAGUGGAGGGGGUUUUGUCUA